Molecule: messenger RNA, 583 nt
Organism: Suricata suricatta (meerkat)
Lineage: Eukaryota; Metazoa; Chordata; Mammalia; Carnivora; Herpestidae
Gene: PTPRCAP
Product: protein tyrosine phosphatase receptor type C associated protein
Exons: 1
Cellular component (GO): plasma membrane
Source: RefSeq, a predicted model, not a curated record
GCUGAGCCGGGGUCACCCGAUGAGGACCCAGAGCGGCAGCAGGACGAGCAGGACGUGGAAGAGGACUACCAUCUGGUUGGCGGCCUGGAGGAGCCGGAGUCCCGGGAAGAGGAGCAGCGGUGCGCAGAGGGGCCCGGCCCCCGGCAGGUCCCAGAGACCACGGAGGAAGCAUGUGACAGUAACACCGACGGGGCCUGCCUGGGCCUCAGCUCCCAGGGGCCGGCAGGCUCAGGGGGCAGUGCCGAAGCCCUGCUGAGUGACCUGCACGCCUUUGCUGGCAGUGCGGCCUGGGACGACAGCGCCGAAGCAGCCGGGGGCCAGGACCUCCACGUCACCGCCCUGUAGGAGCCAGCGUGGUGUCACAUCCCCGUCACCGUGCCCCUGCUUCCCAAGCCACCAUGGCUGCUUGGACACAGCCUGCCCUGGAUCCGCUGUCACCCACACCCCCAGACAGAGACUCUCAGACUAUCACUCCCCAACCCACUCCGUCCCCAGAGCUGCGCAUGCCUGUCCCCACCAGGAAGGCCACCCAUCCCUGUGGGCACGGGGCAGCCACCUGAAAUAAAAGCCCUCCAGCCCUGUG